AUUAGGGAAAACAUCGGACCGAGAUUUCCCCCACAGUGGAAAUCGAACACUUUGUUUUGACAGAAUAAUAGAGACUUUUCCGAAGCACGAACCAGAUUCAACUCGUUUCCAGUUUUUCCCUGAUUGAUGGGGAGGUGUUCAAUUGAUUGAUUGGUUUAAAAUCGAUUCAACCGAUUACGGGUUAAUGUUGCUGGAAGUUCUGACCAAAUAACAUCUGUGUGAAUGAAGGCGUAGAUCGCAGUCCCGUGUACUUUUAUUGCUUCUACUAUUCACCAUUCGCUGUGGAAAAAAUGGCCUCCGGUGAAAAUCUUAUGUGAAGAGUGAUUGAUUCAAGUGUUCAUAUAGUCGCAAAUUAUAAAAAUAUGGCAAACAAACCGCCUCAGGAUACCUCCGGUCUGGGUUACUCGUACGUGACCCCCGGUGGAAUGUUCCUGAGAUUGCGGAACUCCCUCUCACAGUUCAGUGAUUUGUUCAGCGAGUUUAACAAGUACAUCGCCCCUGCCUACCAUCACGAUCGCUGUGAACGGUCCGUCCAUAUGCGUCUGUAUUCGAUGAACAAGCGAGAGUUCGUAGUGGUUUUUCUAGCGUUUUUCGCUUGUUUCGGGUUGGGAAUUUUCAUCGGUUUGGCUGGUCCGCCUAUUACGUUGACCACCAUGGUGACCGGGAGUUCACUGAUGCCGAACUCCAGCGGUUCUAAUGCGGACUACUUGGCCACCGGGCCAUUCGUGAUGCGAACUCCAUUGAUGACCACUUAUUCGCAGCAGCUGUGGUUAAUUGCGAACAUCGAAACGGACAACACCGAUGAUGAGAUAUUCGACAAAAGUUUCCAUGUUAGUGUUGGGAUCGAUGGUCUCACGGUUGAGCACAAACCGGUUACAGUGUUGAGUGUGGAUCAGAGCAAAAAUCGGACGCGCCAUCUGACCUGCUCACGUGACUCAUGUGAGGAAUUCAUCGUGAUGCAUCUGGGCUUUUUGGAUUAUGCCCAUUACAUCCUGACGGUGCGGUUCUAUGGGUUGGAAGGAUUUCAUCAUCGAUACAACAUAAACAGUGUGCUAUUCUACUUCAAAACCUAUAAUCCUGCAUUCACCCAGAUUGAGAUAUGGUUUCGAUUCAUAUUUUUGCUGUUCACGUUUAUCGUCACAUGCUGGUUCGCACACACGCUUCGGAAGUAUCCUAUCUACGAUUGGUCAAUAGAGCAGAAGUGGAUGUCUGUUUUGUUGCCGCUGUUGGUGCUCUAUAAUAACCCACUAUUCCCCUUGAUAUUUCUGAUGGGUAGCUGGAUACCGGGAAUGUUGGACGCUAUCCUACAAGCUACCUUCCUGUGUGCAUUGCUCCUAUUUUGGUUGUGCAUUUACCACGGUCUGCGGCAAAAUGAAAGGAAACUGCUCACAUUCUACGUGCCGAAGCUGAUAGUAAUUAUGCCCAUAUGGUUGUGUGCCGUUGUGUUGGCUACUUGGGAAAAAUGCAACGAGAUGAAGGAUCCAACGUAUAGCCAUUUUGUGGAUACUGGAAACUAUAACGGAUUUAAAAUGUUCUUCUACAUUUCGGGUGCCAUGUACUUGCUCUACUUGGUUUUGUUGAUCCUACGAGCCUACAGCGAACUCCGGUCGAUGCCCUAUUUCGACAUGCGCCUCAAAUUUCUCACGCUUCUAAUGCUGUUUGUGCUGGCCAUCUCACUUACGGUUACCAUGUGUCGCUUCGGGUUCGGGAUUCUGGAGGAUAAUUUCGUCGCUAAGCUGAACACAACGUACAAAAGUUCAGCUCAAUUCAUGUGCUUCUAUGGAUUGCUGAAUUUCUACUUGUAUACGAUGGCCUAUGUGUACUCCCCCAAUGGGCGUCCAUUGCACGAAGCCACCAUCACAAAAGACAACCCGGCAUUUUCGAUGAUCAACGAUUCAGACGAGGAGGUGGUGUAUGGAUCUGACGAGGAGAGCCGUCGUCCACUGAACUCGGCACAUGGCAAAGGAAACGACUACGAUAGCGAUUAGAAGCGACUCCCCCCAGGGUCUUCCGGAUCUUCUGUGCCGUCGUCGUCGUCGAUUCCUGCGACGAUCAUGACUAGUACGAUAACAAUGGUCUCAGAUAGGAUUGUUAGAACUGUGUCCGUACAAAACAAGAAAACUGUGUGCUAUGACUGAAGUAAAUAUAUAAUUGAUGGACUUGAGAGUGAGGUAUGUAAGUACUAGGGACCGGAAAGCGGUGAAGACGUUCCCGUUCCGUUCGGAGCAUUGGGGCGUUAUGGUAAGAGAUAAAUAUAGGCAUAUCUUUUCCACUUCUUGGAUCAGUUCGGUGUUUCGAUGCCGUAGUGUUAUAAAAUAAAACAGAGUACGUGUUUAGAUGGUAUUUGUUCUGUUUAAGAUUUUUGUUGUAAGUCCUAAGGAAAAACCUUUUCGCGUCAUUCCAAAUAAAUGAAUACUAGACUAUACGUUAGAAUCCCGUGUUAGAUCAAUUACAAAGUAAAACUUAAGCAAAUAGAUUAUUUUCCUCAACAUUAUGUUCAUCUUGAGAAUUCUAAAUCAAGCCAUUUCCAACCACGUUAGUUGUAUUCGUAUAUCAGGAUAGCCAUAUAUUAAAAUAGUUAGAGAUUUACAAUCUAAAUAGAUAACAAGCUAAGCAGUGGAGUAUCUAACUGCUGAAUAAAAAAAAGUUGUGUGUGAACAUAUUGAAACAAUGAAUGGAAUAUUAACAUCAUCUAAACUAAUAGGCAUAAAAGCCCCAAAGAAAAAUAAGAUAGCGAUAACCGAUGUGACAAACAACUGGAAAUGACAAAUAAAAUAUUUAUACUUGA
This is a messenger RNA of Armigeres subalbatus, 2788 nucleotides long. RefSeq names its product transmembrane protein 181. The record is from RefSeq and is a predicted model, not a curated record. Bases 363 to 1988 code for a protein of 541 amino acids. The transcript is spliced from 5 exons. Lineage: Eukaryota; Metazoa; Arthropoda; Insecta; Diptera; Culicidae. Gene Ontology annotation, molecular function: toxic substance binding.